Messenger RNA from Teleopsis dalmanni, 981 nucleotides. RefSeq lists its product as uncharacterized. The coding region runs from base 183 to 785 and encodes 200 amino acids. The transcript has a single exon. NCBI's taxonomy places the organism in Eukaryota, Metazoa, Arthropoda, Insecta, Diptera, Diopsidae. The record is from RefSeq and is a predicted model, not a curated record.
UCUUGUGAGCAGACUAUUUUUAAACAAUGUCAAAUGAUGGCGAAGAAUUUCGGAGAUUUAAGCUAAUUUAACGUGGCAUCAGGAAAAUGGCAAACGUAUAUGGAACAAAUGGAAUUUUUCUUUUUAGCUAAGGAUAUUACAGACGCAAAAAAGAAAAAGCUAUCUUUCUAGCUUCAUGUGGGAUGGAAACUUUUACAAUAUUAAAAUCGGUCGCCACACCGGUUAACAUAUUAGAUGAGAAAUUUACAUUUGAUGCGGCAACUAAACUAUUGACGAGUCAUUUUUGUCCAGCAGCUAAUAUAAUAAUUCACCGUUUUAAAUUUUAUAGGAGGUAUCAAACAGAAGACGAAUCAAUUACCGAAUUUUUGGCAGUGCUAAGGAAAUUGAGCCAAGACUGCAAUUUUAAUGAUUUAGAUGAAAUGUUACGAGACAGGUUAGUCUGUGGCAUUCACGACGGGAAAUUACAGAAGCGGCUUCUGGCGAAUGACCAGUUAACAUUAAAAAUAGCGCAGGAGGAAGCUAUUGCAUCAGAAACAGUACAAAAAAAUGCGACGGAACUUAAAACGUCAGCCAGCCUGCCAGGUUUGAAUAAAAUUUCAAGCAACAAGAUAAAACAUAUUCGUGCUCCAGUAGACCAUAUUCAGAAUUGUUAUCGUUGUCGAGGAAAUCAUCAGUCAGAUCAGUGCAAAUUUAAAGACGCGGAAUGUUAUUAUUAUAAAAAGCUUGGACAUAUUAAGAGAGCUUGCAUAAAAAAAAACAAAAUUCAAAUAGCCAGCAACAAGUAAUUGGAGAAAGCCAAACAGAGUAAAUCUUUUAGAUACAAACCAGGAAACUCAAACAACGGAGUAUGUAUGGUCAAUGUUCGCUAAAAGUAGCCCAGCGGUUAAGAGAGUGAUUACGAUAGGUAAGUCACCGGUACAAAUGGAAAUUGACUCUGGUGCAAGUUACUUAAUAGUAAGUGAAAAGUUAUUUAGAGGAAAA